This is a messenger RNA of Dermacentor albipictus, 1704 nucleotides long. The record is from RefSeq and is a predicted model, not a curated record. Lineage: Eukaryota; Metazoa; Arthropoda; Arachnida; Ixodida; Ixodidae.
GAGGUGUCGGGCCGCGCAGGGGUACCGUGACCGCCGCCUUUUCGCCGGGCCGCGCCGCCGAUCGGGGCUCCCGCCUGGCCUUCCCGGGGCAAGGGACCACCGCCGCCGAGGAGGAUGUCGGCGCCGGCGGUGAGCAUACCUGCCGCAGAAGGCGAGAAGCCACGCAAGUCGCCCAAGUCUCAUGACAGUGCCGGCAAAGAAAGCCGCAGGAAAUCUUCGGAGGCGGAAAAGUCGGGCAGCCACGACAAGAGUGAAGAGAAGAGCCCUAAGGGCAAGGAUAGCAAGCCCAAGGACAGCAAAAGUAAGGAGAGCAAAAGCAAGGACAGCAAAAUCAAGGACAGUAAAAGUAAGGAUAGUAAGAGCAAGACUCCUGACAAAUCUGGCGAGCAAAGCCAUGAGAAAUCCGGUAGCAAGACAGAGAGGAGCAAAAGUGGUGAUCACAGUCACGAAAAGUCCGGAAGCAAGACGGACAAAAGCGGAAGCAGGAGUGGAAGCAGGAGUGGAGAAAGGAGCCACGAGAAAAGCGGAAGCAAGACGGAAAAAAGCAAAAGCGGCGAUCAGAGUCACGAGAAGUCCGGAAGCAAGACCGAGAGGAGCAAAAGCGGCGACCACAGUCAUGAGAAGUCCGGGAGUAAGACAGAGAGAAGCGCAACCAAGAGCGGAGAAAAAAGCGGCAGCAAGUCACUAAGCAAGAGUGAUGAAAAAUCUGGUGAGAAGACCAGCAAGAGCACGAGCCAGGAGAAAAGCAAGGAGAGCCAAAAGAAGGAAGGGGACAAGUCCCAAGAGAAGUCUCAGGAGAAGUCGCAAAAGUCACAGGACAGGAGUGGCGACAAAAGUCACAAAAGCGGCCUCACCCCGAAGGAAGGCAGUAGCCAACGCGAAGGAAGCCAGCAACAGCAGGGCGACGGCCGAGACCAGGUGAUGGGUGUCGACAGGGGCAUGGAAGGCAUCAACCAGCUUCCAGAGAUGCAUGCGCUGCGACUCAUGUAUGAGAACGCGCUGCUCACCGUGCGCAACAGGCAGCUGCAGUGGCUCAACUCCGAGCUCAAGCAAGAGCACCUGAUUACGCUGCAGCGGGUGGGCCAACUGCGGAAGCGACGCGGCGUGUACACGGGGCCGUCGGCCAUCAUGGUCGACCGAGCCGUGUCUGCGAUGGUGCUUGCCGGCGAGGCCGGUGCAGGCGUUGGCGGCACCGCUGCGACCGGCGAGUCAUCGGGCGCGGCGCGCUUCGACGACUCGCGCUAUGCCAACUUACCGUCCGUCGUGGUUAACAUCGAGGACAAAGGAAUCUCGGCGCAGGACGACAGCUUGUACGCUUUCGGACGAAUGGCGAAAGGCACGAGGAAGUGCAAGCACAUGGCCGGCCCGCACGACGACAUCAACUGGGAGGACCUGCAGGCGCGUCUCCUGCCGGCAUUCUACACGUUCUGAUUGGCUCGACCAUCCGCCUCCACGCGGGCGACGCCUAUAUGCCCCGAUACCGCAAGGUCAUCGUAGCGCCAUAAUUUAAGCAUAACGAGGCGGCCCGGCUUCAUGAACGCACGGUCUAGGACGCUUGUAUGGUGUGCUUAAGCACUAGUCAUCGGCAAAACUUGCGUGCUGCAGAAGUUAGCCCCUGGCCACGGUUAAUUCCUCAGCCACCCUCCAAUUUCCUCAGCUCGGUGUUGAGCGAGAACAUGCAUAAUAUAAUAUUGUGGCCACGCA